Molecule: messenger RNA, 1680 nt
Organism: Durio zibethinus
Lineage: Eukaryota; Viridiplantae; Streptophyta; Magnoliopsida; Malvales; Malvaceae
Source: RefSeq, a predicted model, not a curated record
AAACCCACCGAAGCUCCGGAAAGGAAAAUCAGAGAUCUAAUUUUCUUCGUAGAUCUGAAACUUUUUAACUCAGAUCUACACCUGAAUUUUUUCCGUUUCGCUCAUGGCGAUCUCUCGCUCCUUUUUGCUUUUUCUUUUGAUCUCUCUUUUGUUUCUUUUGGUUUUUCUGAGAUCCGUUUCACGGAGAUCCGAUCCGAUGACCGCGCCAUUAUCCCCUUCGAUGAGUUUGGAUUCACCCACAGCGGCCUCCUCAAACUCAACGUCUCUCAGAUCGCUCUCUCGAACCCCGACCCGGACCUUGACUUUUCCAAAGUCGGAUUCUUCCUCUGCACACCUGACGCAUGGAUGCACGUGCUCCAACAACUCGAAGACCGGGAGGUCACAUGCGUUCUCAAUUCCGAUCUCGUCAAGGUCGUCUUCAACUUCAAGUCUUUAAACGGGAAAUCCAACUUCGACACCGUUUACAAAGAAAGCGACGCCGAUCAGUACACUCUCGUCUUCGCUAACUGCCUUAGUCAAGUCAAAGUAUCGAUGAACGUCCGAUCAGCGAUGUACAAUCUCGACGGCAAGAAAAACACCCGGGAUUAUCUCUCUGCUGGCAGAACAAUUCUUCCUAGGGUUUACUUCCUUUUGUCCCUAAUUUAUUUCACUCUCGCAGGGGUUUGGAUUUACGUGCUUUACAAAAAACGACUCACUGUUUUUAGAAUCCAUUUCUUUAUGCUGGCCGUGGUUAUCUUAAAAGCUUUUAAUCUGGUAUGCGAAGCAGAGGAUAAGUCUUAUAUUAAACGAACCGGAACUGCUCAUGGUUGGGAUGUUUUGUUUUACAUUUUCAGCUUCUUGAAAGGAAUCACGCUUUUUACGCUGAUUGUUUUGAUUGGUACCGGGUGGUCGUUUUUGAAACCUUACUUGCAGGACAAGGAAAAGAAGGUUUUGAUGAUUGUCAUUCCACUUCAGGUUGUUGCUAAUAUUGCCCAGGUUGUUAUUGAUGAGACUGGACCUUUCGCUCAGGAUUGGAUCGCGUGGAAGCAAGUGUUUUUGCUUGUUGAUGUUGUUUGUUGUUGCGCGGUGUUGUUUCCGAUUGUUUGGUCCAUUAAGAACUUGCGUGAGGCGGCUAGGACAGAUGGGAAAGCUGCAGUGAAUUUGAUGAAGUUGACUCUGUUUAGGCAGUAUUACAUUGUGGUGAUCUGUUAUAUUUACUUUACGCGUGUUGUGGUUUAUGCUUUGGAGACUAUUACUUCAUACAAGUACCUUUGGACCAGUGUGGUGGCUGGGGAGUUGGCCACACUCGCGUUUUAUGUGUUUACAGGGUAUAAAUUCAAGCCAGAGGCACAUAACCCGUAUUUUGUGAUUGAUGAUGAGGAGGAAGAGGCUGCAGCAGAGCAGUUGAAACUUGAAGAUGAGUUUGAAUUGUGAUAACUUUCAUUGAGGAAAAAAAUGGAAACUGAUUGAAGAAAUUGAUGCAGGGAACCAAACUGGGACAGUUGAGGUAGAAACCUGAUCUUUAAACUUGGUACCAAUGUUAAGAAAAAAGUGUGAUAAUUCUUGCUUGUUUUUACUUGUUAUGCUUUUUUUAUAUACUGUGCCGUUUCUUUUUUGAAGUUGAUAGGAUAAUUUUAAAAUUUGAUGCUUCUCUGUGAAUUUGAUAGCUUGUGUAAUUACAUGUCCAAAAUUCAUGCCUUA